Molecule: messenger RNA, 3608 nt
Organism: Pocillopora verrucosa
Lineage: Eukaryota; Metazoa; Cnidaria; Anthozoa; Scleractinia; Pocilloporidae
Product: TAF5-like RNA polymerase II p300/CBP-associated factor-associated factor 65 kDa subunit 5L
Biological process (GO): transcription initiation at RNA polymerase II promoter
Cellular component (GO): transcription factor TFIID complex
Molecular function (GO): protein binding; RNA polymerase II general transcription initiation factor activity
Source: RefSeq, a predicted model, not a curated record
UCAUGCCGUUGAAUAAGUCAAAGAACUACACAAGCACGAUUGAAACAAAAUAUGAGCGUAAAUGAAAAGAAUCAGAUGAACGAACAGGUAUCCAAUGUAAUCACAAGCUUUUUAAAGCAGCGAAAGUACACGGAGAGUGAAAGUUCUAUGAAGGACUUCUCAGUGGAACACAAAAUGGAGGACAUGGCUUGCAAGAGGACGGUUUGUAACGAGAGUGGCAUUCCUAAUGUAUUCUCAUUUGCAAUCAACAGUUCAGACCCAGCUAUGGUGAAUGAACAAUUCUCCAGUCUGAAAUCGUUCAUAACGGGUACAAACCCGGCUUACAGAGUGGAACUUUCCAAAUUUUUGUUCCCGAUGUUUGCCAACAUCUAUUUGGAUCUUGUUGCGAAGGGACAAUCGAUUCCUGCUCAAGAACUUUUCACAAAGCACAGUGGCGAUUUUCCGAUCGAGCACAAAGAAGAAAUCCAACAUUUACAAGCGAUAACGGACUUAGAACGUUUAAAAUCCAGCGAUACAGCGUCCAAUUUUAGACGGAGUAAAUACGUCGUCAAACUAAGUAACAAAGUAUUUACUUAUUUCGUCCAAUUUCUGAGAAGUGGCGAUCACGUGCUAUUACUUCAUCUGUUGAACAAACACUUUAGCAUUGAGAUAUCGCAUAGUAAACCAGGACAGAAGCAAACCAGCGAUGAAAUGGAAACGGAUGAAACAGAGGCACCAGUGUCAAGUUACAGAGCCACAAGAGGCGGUAAACAAGCGAAAUCUAGCUCAGAAAAAGAAAACGAGAGCCUGGUAGCUUUAAAAGAAAGCAUCGGCCAUAUCAGAAAUGGACCUGCUUGUCUACCCCCAGUUUGUUUCCACUCUUUUGUGAAUGCUUACCAAGGAUUAAGCUCUGCUGCUAUUUCUAAAGAUGCUGGUCUUAUUUGUGGUGGCUUUGAAGAUUCCUCAAUUCUUCUGUGGAGUUUGACACCAAAGAAACUUGUGCGAUCAAAGAGUAAACCAGAAAUUUCUAAAGUACAACUAGCACCAGAUUUUCUUCCAUGCACACCAAAACUGGAAACUGUGUCCUGUGAGAGUGUUUCUCUACAUGGUCACAGUGGCCCAGUGUAUGCCACGCAGUUCUCACCAGACAGUUCUGUAUUAUUGUCAGCAUCAGAGGAUACAACUGUUCGGUUAUGGAGCCUUCACUCCUACACAAACGUGGUUGCGUACAAAGGACACAAUUUUCCCGUGUGGGACCUGGACAUCAGCCCACAGUGCCUCUACUUUGCAACUGGCUCCCAAGACCGCACAGCCAGGCUGUGGAAUCUAGAGUACACAUUUCCUUUGAGAAUCUUUGCUGGACAUCUACAGGAUGUGGAUUGUGUCAAAUUUCAUCAAAACUGUACGUAUCUCGCUACCGCCUCAUCGGACCGCACUUGUCGCUUAUGGGACCUACAGUCUGGAAACUGUGUCAGACUCUUCACAGGACACAAGAGUUCAGUUUAUGCUUUGACGAUUUCUCCGGACGGCCAAUACCUAGUCUCCGCUGGGGAAGACCGGCGCAUUCGUCUGUGGGACUUAACCGCAGGCAGUAUGAUUAAAGAACUACGCGGGCACACCGAUACUGUGUACAGCCUCGCUUUCAGUGCAGACGGUACACUACUAUCGUCAGGAGGACUGGAUAACAGUGUUAAAGUGUGGGACUUUGGACAGGCGGUGAAGACUUCAAGUAAUGGCAGUUCAAGUGUCUCUGUUUCACCAGAACUCAUGGCUUCCUUUCCGACUAAGAACUGUUCAGUUCACUGCGUACAAUUUAGCAGUUGUAACUUAAUUCUGGCGGCCGGUACGCAGUCUCCCUGACGGAGGGGCAGAAAAACAGGACAGGAAACAAGCUUGAACACGCACAGAUUAUUUGAAGUCAAACUAAUUUUAUUGACAUAAUUCAUAUUUUGGAUUUACUUUUCAAUCCUAGUUAAUUUUCUGUACAAAAUCGAUUUGGAUUAUAUACAUACAACAAUAUAGAAACUUACACAGACAAAAAUAAUUGAGAUUGAUUCUAGCUAACAGAGUUUGUUUAUGAAUUAAUUGCACAUCCAAGUUUUUUCUUACAAAUAGCUUUACAAACCAGAUAAUAUGCAUACAAAUCUUAAAAAAUUAAACAUAAUUCAGGCAAACAAUAAGCACAUCCACACAAUUGGGGUUUUCUGUUGGUUUUCUAACCUUUUUUCAGCCAAUGAAAUACCAGCAUGCAGUUGCUGUUCGUGAACUUGAGUUUUGAUUGGCCAAAAAGAAAAAAACCAACAAAAACAUAUGACUGACUACAGCACUUGAUAGCAGCACUGACGCUGACAUAGAUGUACCAAAAAAAAAAAACAAAAACAAAAACAAAAACAUCACACAGAGGCAAGCAAGCUGGAACAGAUAUCUUUUUCCUGAGUAAACUGAAUUCAUUGCAUCAUCUAGCAUAAGUCUAUUUCUAACAAAACAAAAAACGUUUUUCAAUGGCUCACAACGAAAAUGAUUUAACAUGUGGCUUAUGUACGAACACAUUCAAAAGAUUCUUAUUUUUGUAAAGAAAACAAAUACUUGAAACAAUGGAAAAUACUUCAAGCUAUGUUUUACUUAAUUCAUUUUUACAUCAUAUGUUGGAUUGCAAAAUUAAAUAGUAUCUUUAAACUUGAAAAGCUCCUUUCUUGUUAUAUAGCAAGCCAUAUAAGCAGAAUGAACCAUUUAUACCCAAACAAAUAUCUUACUUUUUUUCUUUUUUCAUUUCCAAACAGAAUAUUUAGUUUAAAAGGACAGCGCAUUUGUAAUCAAACAAUACAAGCUUGUGAUUUCUUAUGGCCAGACACCCAUGCUGAACAAAAAUAAAUUGACAACCUAAAACCAUAAAGUAAUGAUAGCUAUUUAUCAAAUGACUUAAGAUCAUAUGUCAGAUAGAUACAUAGGUUGUGAAAUAUUGAAUGCAAAGAUAAAUUUUGGCUGGAAAAAACCAUAAUGCAAAUCACUUGUCUGUUAGGCUCCAAAUGUCAACAUUAACUACACCAUUAUUGUUUAUUUUUAUAUAAGGGACAAAUACCUACAUAAAAUAAUUAAAGUAAAAAAUACAUUUCUUACUGAUAAAAAAGGAGAUCCUGAAAAGUAUAUCAAUCUCAUCAAUAACCAAAUUACUUUUCAAAAGACAACAAUGAAUUCAAAAGAAAAUUCUGAUUAUUGAGGGCCUAUUUGCAUUGGCAAAAAGUUGUAUGUUUAGACAAAUUUUCUGUCAUCACUAGCACUUUACAGGUGCAGAUGGGUUGUCAUGACUUGACAAAUCUUGGCUGAAGCAAAAAAAUUGGGCAAAACUGACCAAAGAAACAAUGCCGAUAGAUACCAAUCAAUGAUAGUCUUGUAUAUCAUUUAUCAUAAAAGCUACCAUCAGCAUGGAUUUACGCUUAGUUUACGCAGUAAUUAAAGUUUGAAUCCUUUCGCAAACUAUGCCAGCUGCUCUUACGAGCAGAUUAGUCACUGACAGAAGGAAUUUGACAGCUUUGAAAUCUUUAAAAUGGACCCAACAGAUGAGACAAAUAUUUGUCAUGACAAAAUUUUGUGCCUUGAUUUUGACAAGACAAUUCUAGUUUUUUCCAAUA